This is a messenger RNA of Zasmidium cellare ATCC 36951, 903 nucleotides long. RefSeq lists its product as uncharacterized. Gene Ontology annotation, biological process: chorismate biosynthetic process; shikimate metabolic process. The coding region runs from base 1 to 903 and encodes 300 amino acids. The record is from RefSeq and is a predicted model, not a curated record. Gene Ontology annotation, molecular function: shikimate 3-dehydrogenase (NADP+) activity. Lineage: Eukaryota; Fungi; Ascomycota; Dothideomycetes; Mycosphaerellales; Mycosphaerellaceae. The transcript has a single exon.
AUGGCCGCUGAGAAACAUCUACAUCUUGCUGGAAUCGGAGUGGGCCACUCAAUUGCGCCGCCGAUGCACAAUUCCAUAGCCAAAUCAUUGGACCUUCCCUGGAUGUUUUACAGCACAGAAUGCCCAACUCUCGAAAGUGUCAUAUCACUCGCACGAGACGAGCAGACCGUUGGACUUGUUGUAACUAUGCCGUACAAAACUUCCAUAUUGCCGCAUGUCGACGCUAUCGACGAAAUAGCAAAGACGAUUGGAGCAUGCAAUCUGGUCUAUCGCGAUCCUGGCAAGCCUCAGCAACUGCACGCCUCAAACACAGAUUGGCUUGGAGUGAAAGGAUGCCUACUGGAAAAGAGCCCUAAAGGAAGACCGGUCCUUAGUAAACCCGCACUGAUUGUUGGCGCUGGCGGAGCAAGUCGAGCGGCACUCUACGCUCUCACAGUAUUCUUCCAAAGCUCGACAAUCUAUGUGCUCAACCGAGAUGAUGCAGAAGUCGAAGCGCUGGUGAAUGAUGCAAAACGUCUACCACGAGAGAUCGACAUCAUCCACGUUCGGCCUGGACAGAGCCAGACAUUGCCGACGCCAUACUACAUCGUGGGCACUGUACCCGACCUUGAGCCGCGCUCGUCAGAGGAGAGAUCACUCAAGGCGUCGCUUGAAGAGUUCCUCUCACGGCCGGAGAAAGGCGUGCUUCUGGAUAUGUGCUUUAAGCCGCGUCGCACAAGGACAAUCAAGCUCGCUGAAAGACUUGGUUGGUCUACAGUCGAGGGCACUCACGUCAUUGGUUAUCAAAUAGAGGAACAGUGGCGGCACUGGGCAGGUGACGAAAGAUCUCAGCACCUUGACAAGCAACAGGCCCGGCAAACUCUCCUGCGCAGCGCAGAGUCGAGUCCCGCGAUCAAUGGCUAG